UGAACGUUUGAUUUUGAAUCAUCUUCCAAAAGAUAUAUCAUGUGCUGCAGAUUAUCAACAUACAUUCUGAAGUAUUUUUCCACUCUAUUUGCUAUCAGAUAAAAAUGCUUUAUUUUAUGGACACAAUAUCUCAUGUAAUUCAUAAGAAUAAAUAAGAUAGUGAUUUUCAAAGCAAAGUCACUGGAAUUUUUAUAUUGAAGAUUCUUGAUCGGGGAAUUUAGUAUACAGUUAACGGCGCUAUUUCAAAAUAUUUGAGACAGAUAAAAAACAGAGAUAGCCUAAGUUGUAUUAUGUAUUCAAUAAGAUACUAUCAUAAGAAUUUAUUAUGUGUAUAAUUAUAUUAAGGUUUAUACAUUCUGUUGAAGAUAGUGUGAAUAUCAAUAAACUCUGCAGUUAUUUGAUUUUUUUUAAUUUUACAUAUUCAACAAUUCCAAAAAGUAUAUCAAGUCAAAUUGCAUUAAAGUAUAUACAUGUUUCAGUUAAUGCUUAUUAUUAACCGUGCGUCUGAUUUGGUAAGCCCAAAAAAUAGACAGCACAAAAACACUUUCUGGCAAUGCAUACCAAUGUGCAGCUUCAAAAUAAACCCAUCAACAAUGUGAACAUGAGAGUGAAAUUAAGUUCAAAAUAAAGAAUAAUUUGAAUACCAAAGCUUUACAGUACAACCUAGUUAUUGCAAAGUCACUGGAAUUCUAUUUCGUACGAAUUAACUACGGGACGAAAUGAGAUAGUGUUCCGCGCAUGCGCACCACUGUGCUUCCGCUCUGUCGUAGACGAGCAUGUAAAUUUCUAUGUGCGCUGCACGAAAUUGGAAAUUUUAAAAUCUAGUGUAUGCAUUUGUCAUUUAAGACAAUAAAAUUCGCAAGCGUAGCUUGUAUAAAUAUUAACUGUCGUAGACAGUGCGAAAUUGUUUGCUUACACACGGAAUUAGAUCGAUUUUUCCGAUCGGUGAAGUGUUGCACGUGGUGCUUACUUAAACAUUCACAAUGGCGGAUAAAAUGGAAAAGCCAUCAAAACCGUUAGAGACCCCAGUUGUCAAUGAAGACAAGAGUAAGCGAGCCUGUAAAAAGCCGACGCCUUCUACUCCCGCGACGGGUAGUAAAAAAUCGGAAGAAAUAAACGAAACAAUUCUGGCAUUCAUGAAGAAUGUCCAGCUAACGUUGAAAAAGAACGAUGAUCGUUUGACGGGAAUUUGCAACAGACUCGACGAGUUUGACAAGGCAAUAAAUUACGAAGACUUCUGUGGAGAAGAUGGAGAGUUCUAUGAAGAACCAUCCUGCGAUGUAAUGCCGUCGGAUGUUGUUCAGGGAGAGAAAAGGAAGGCCGCGGAAAAUUCGAGAUUUUCGAACAUGACUAAAAAGUUCAAGACUGUUGAAGUCUGUGACCAGAACAUUGAUGAAACUCUGGCGGAAAAUACGAAUGAGUUAUUCAAAAAUGGCAUAGAUGAGACUAGAUAUGAGGAAUUAGUUAAAGACGAAAGAAAUGCCAGGCCAGAAAAUUGUGAUGGCCUAGUGACAGUAAAAACAAAUCAUCUAAUUUAGGAUGUAUUGUCUUCAUCAGCUAAAAACAAUGAUAAAAAGCUUCAAAAUAUUGAAACGCCUGUGGUCAAAGGUGCGACCAUAUUGGUGAAAGCCAUUAAUCAUAUGGCCGUUCUGGAAAAAGAAAAUCCCGAGUAUGGAGAGGUGAUUGAAAACUGCAAUGAGGCCUUAGCAGUGUUUGGACACGCUAACAAACAAAUUGUUCUGACAAGGCGGGAUUUCUUAAAGACCGAGAUAAGGGAGGAAUAUGUGCAUCUGUGCAACCAUAGUGCACCAUUCACAAGCCUUCUAUUCGGGGAUGACAUUUCCAAAAUUGCCCGAGAGAUUGAGGACAUUGCCAAAAUUAGCAAUAAACUUAACAAGUUUCAUCGCACAAGAGGCAGGCAGCCAUUUCAAGGCACAUACCGCAGUCGCGGCCGUGGUUAUAGGGGCUACUCGGGCCGAGGUACCAGUAGAGGAGGAAACAUGUCAUACAUUUCCCCACUUCAAGUGCCUUCUAACUACCCGGACUCAAAAAACUUCCAAAAGAGGGGGCAGUUCAGACAAAACAGGAAUUAAAAUCAAAGCUUAAUAAGUCGCUGCAUUCGAAAGGUCAAGACAGACAAAGCCAAAGGAAUAAUCAUAACCCCACUUUGGCCAACACAACCAUGGUUCCCGAUAUUGAUGUCAAUUCUAGUGGAGAAACCUCGGAUAUUGCCGAAAAAAAGAUCUCUUGCCAAAUUCAAAUACAAGACAUCCACUGUCUCAAAAACUAAUCCUUGUGGCAUGCAAAGAGUCAGGAAACUCUAUAGACACCGAGGAUUUUCAACACAAGCUACCGAUAUUAUCAUGUCAGCUUGGAGAGACUCAACAAAAUGCCAGUACAAAGUCAACAUUAAGAGAUGGUUACAGUAUUGCAGUGGCCGUGAGAUAAAUCCAGUUUCAGUUUCUAUAAACGAUGUGAUUGAAUUCCUCACAACAGAAUAUAACAAGGGUUUAGGUUAUUACUCAUUAAAUACAGCUAGGUCGUCGCUAACAUCAUUAGGAAUUAUAAUUGACAAUUAUCAAGCAGAAUUGCAUCCAAUUGUAGUGAAAUUCAUCAAAGGUGUCUUUAAUUUGCGACCACCAGUACCUAAAUACUGUUGUACUUGGGACGUAGAUAAAGUACUAAAUUACCUAAGGAAACUUUCACCUGUAAAAUUAAUCUCUCUAAAGGAUUUAACAUUUAAAUUGGUAAUUUUGAUUGCCCUGGCGAAAGCAGCCAGAAUCCAAACAGUUCAAUUGUUAUCAGUUAAUAAUUUGAAGAAGUUACGUUCAAAGUUCGUUGUUUACUUCGAUGGCCUCUUAAAGCAAAGUCGUCCAAGUUGUAAUCAAAGUUAUAUUGAACUUACAGCAUAUCCUCAAGACAGGAGGUUAUGCGUAUAUACAGUGGUUAAAGAAUACUUAGUUUGUACUAAACCAGCAAGAACUGGUGACAAUGAUAGACUGCUUUUAAGUUUAAUUAAGCCCUACAAAGCGGUAUCAAGGGAUACAGUCAGCCGAUGGAUAAAAACUGUGAUGAUUCGCUCAGGAAUAGAUGUUUCAGUUCGGUCCACAUAGUGUAAGAGCCGCAGCGACAUCAAAAGCUUACAUGAAUGAUGUUCCCAUUAAUGUUAUAUUUAAAACUGCGGGCUGGUCUUACAGUAGUACUUUUGCCAAAUUCUAUAAGAAGGACAUUGCUGGAGCUAGUAAAGAGGAUUUCAACUCAGCUGUGUUGGCAACCAAGGAUUGAGGCACUGUUCAGGUAGUGAUUUAUAACCAUUAUCAGCUUUGAAAUCUCAUUUCGUCCCGUAGUUAAUUCGUACGAAAUAGAAUUGUAGAAUUAAACGAGACUUACCUGGAAGUUGAAGUUCAAUUGUAAUUAUAUGACAAGAAGAAUUAAGGAGGGAUGAAAUGCCACCCCCACCCAUCUACAAUAAAGAAUAAAUACAGAAACAACACUACAUGUAUAUAAAUGCGAUGCAUUUACUUUCAUAAAUGGAUAAUGGUUAAUAAAUCUUUUAAAAACUAAUGCGCAUGCGCGGAACACUAUCUCAUUUCAUCCCUUCUUAAUUCUUCUACUCAUGGAAUUACAAUUGAACUUCAACUUCCAGGUAAGUCUCGUUUAAUUCAACAAUUAAGAACAAUAAUUUGAAAUACAAAUUAAUUGAAUAUAUCUGUUCUGUUUUUAAUAAAAUUUCACUGUUUUAAAACUGUCGAUGCUUUAUAAAUGUGAGAGUGACCUUAAUUAACAACUUGACCAGACGUUUAUAAUAACAACAUAUUUGUUAUUGAAUUAGUAUAUAAUAAAGUUAUACUUCAUUAUUAAAUAGGAUUUAUUCAAAGUAUUUGCGCGAAACGGAAAAAAACACAUUUUUUUACUGUGCAUGCUGGUUAGCACAGUACCUCGCCUUCUUUCAAUGAACCAAGCAAAAAGUCAACAGGCAGGAGCAACAUUAUGUUACAAACAACACAUUUGAUAAUAAACUUAAAUCGCAAACAGCACUUUAAUAACGAGGAAUUCUUACUUUUUCUUUCGCUCAGUAAUAGCUUAAUUAUUAUUCAGUUUAAGUUAAAUAAAUUAAUUUGUUACAGUUAUAUAAAACAAUUCAUGUCAUGAUGUUGCUUUAGUUUUACAAAUAUUCUUUACAACAUAAUCUGACAUGUAUUAUAAACUUUUAAGUUCACUGUAAUUUAUCGAUAUUGAUCUUCAAACAUUGCCAAGGUAUUGGGCUAAGCUUAGGAGUACAGACAUCGUAUGUGCAUUAGUUUACAAAAAUGUCCUCACACCAUUGCAUGUUUUCAACUAAGGAUAUAAAUAAGCGUUAACCUAGUAAUCGUUUGCUUUUUCAUCUGUUAAACAUAAUGUAUUUGUUCAUUUGCCGCAUAAGCAUUAAACAGGCAUUUCGAAUAGUGGAUAUUUCUUGGAUUCUGUGUUUUGUAAAAUUUGGUGACUUAAAAUUGAAAAUAAAUGAAGACAAACAUGUAAGACAAUUACAAUCCACCAAAAUAUUCUUAGCACAAGA
Molecule: messenger RNA, 4558 nt
Organism: Dreissena polymorpha
Lineage: Eukaryota; Metazoa; Mollusca; Bivalvia; Myida; Dreissenidae
Exons: 2
Coding region: 2199-3113 (304 amino acids)
Source: RefSeq, a predicted model, not a curated record